Messenger RNA from Glycine soja, 1661 nucleotides. RefSeq lists its product as uncharacterized. Bases 138 to 1319 code for a protein of 393 amino acids. Lineage: Eukaryota; Viridiplantae; Streptophyta; Magnoliopsida; Fabales; Fabaceae. The record is from RefSeq and is a predicted model, not a curated record. The transcript has 3 exons.
UAUUCUUUAAUAAAAUAUAAGUUUUACGUAAUCCGAAGGAGUUUGGCGAAUCUGAGAGACGAGAGAAACGCUGUGUAGUUCCCAUCAGAGAUACCUCUGCUCUCGUCGGAGGUACCCUCCGUUGACGCUUCGAGAGGAUGACUCCUUAUCGUUUCCUCCUCUCAUUCUUCAUAUUUCUCCUUCAAUUCAUCGCCUUUGCAUCUUCUUCCACCCACUCCAAUCUCACCCACAUUUUGCAGGAUGUUCUGAAGGCGGUGUCGGCGAAACAGAAGUGGGAUUCUUCCAAUAACGACGACGUGAGAGUAACCAAGUUCGAUGUCGGAAAGGUUAUGUUCGGCACCUCCCUCAGCUACGAGUUCCGAAUCAGAUUCGGCACCGAUAAUAAUGAUAACUUCACCCUCAAAUUCGUAGACCAAGUUGCCACGUGGAACAAGUUCAGAACGCCAUUUACCGAUUUACCCCCUCUCGUUCACCGGCUCGGUUCCUUCCCACUCCUUCAUACCCUCAAAUUGGAAGGUCCCUUUGCGUUGCGGGUCGAUGCUCUUCACAACCUAUCGCUAUCCCUCCCCAUGAAUGUUUCGUACACUGGUUUGAAACACAUACUUGUUGGUGAGGGUAUUACAGUAGAAGUAAGAAGAGCACAAGAAAUAUCUCUUUUUUACUCGUCUGAUCUUGAUCUACAAAUGAAUGGAAGUGCCAUGUGUAGUGAAGGGAAGAGUGACCUUUGGCCCUUUAUGCAAUCAACUUGCAUGGCCCUGAUUCCCAUACGCAUAUCAGGGUCUGCAUCUUUGGUUGCCUAUAGAGCUCGAAACGCUUAUGCACAAAUAGCAACUACAUUGAUUUCAGAGGAUGCUAUUGAGCUGCUUCCAGAAAAAUGUUACCAUGGCCAUGUGUUUAGAAAGCGAGCAUGCCCCAUUGAUUCCUUAAGUUUGAGAUUAAGUUUGUUGGAGAAAGUUUUGAGGAGUUUUCUUGACCAUAAGAUACUUAAAGAUCAGCUUUUUGGCCUUCUUAAAGCAAAUAUUAAAGCAUCAGCUGUUGUAAAGUUCCCCUUAGAAUUAGAAAGGGACAUAAGUAAUAAUGCCACUCUUAAUCGUACGAUUCCUGAUUGGAGAACAAGGCCCGGUUUUGAAAGGUUCUGGUUUGAGAUAUUGGCCAGAGUUGAGGAAAACAAGCUCAAGCCUCUUUUAAUCAAGGAAGUAAGACCUUUUAUCGAAUCAGUUUCAGUUUCCUGGGCGAAUUUGAUGUCCAAUAUGUCAUAUACAAAGUUGAGACCAGUGUUUUUUCUUCCGGAGCCUCUUACACUGGAUGUGAAAUGGUAGGAGAAACUCUUGUAAGCUAUUGUUUUUUUACACUUUUUAGGUUAUAUUUGUAGAUUCUUCUGUUGAUCUUGUUAUAUGCGAGAGUUCAAUUCUUGUAAAAUAUUACUCAUGCACUCAGGAUUGGUUCUUGUAAAUACCAAAAUAGGAGAGGAGAAAGAAGGAAGUGUAAUUUGCGUUUACACGAUUUGGUAAUCUUUUAGGAUAUGAACCUAAUUCUUUCUGAUGAAGCAGUCUGGACUAAGCUGGUGGCUAUUUCGUAAUGUGUUAGUUUUUACCAUGUUAGGUGGUUGUGCUGAUUAUGAAAAGAAAAAAAGAAAAAAAUUCUAUGGGGGAGGUAUUGUA